CUUUCAGUAUGUAUAAAGAAACAGCAACAAGACUCUUCGCAUAAAUACUGAAAAUUAGAGAUUUAAACACCUUAUACUGAACACAGCUACAUUAGAGAGAUGUAUAAACUUGAUCUCCCGGUGGAUCUCAAAGAAAAUGCGGCMAUUGAGCGAAGGCGUAAUAGAGAAAUGCAGAGACAGAGUCGGAUUUUUAAUGCCCGUGUUCGAACCAUCGGAAUUGAUGUCCARGCUUUAGAAGGGCAAGUCAUGGAUAGGAAAAGGCAAGAAGAAGAAGAAAGAAGAAGACACAAUGCCUUCGCUGCUGACAUGACAAGAAAUGACAAGAUAUGCGCAUUGAUGGAGAAGCGCCAAGAGCAUGAUAUUAGGGAAUUGAAGAAAGAAUUGGUAACAUUUCGUAUGGAGCACCAGCGUCCAGAAGACACCCGUGAAUGGGAUUURAAUGAUCCAGAAUAUCUUAAGAAAGACAAGCCUGCGAGAGUAUCUGAUGAUGACCCAAGAUGUGGUAUCUCCUCUUUACAGAAGUUUAUGGGAGAAGAUUUGAACUCUAAAGACAGAAGUAAAUUACAACAAGAACAAUUGAGGGAGUGGUCUAAGCAGCAGACGGAAGAGAAAAACCAAUCAAAAGCAAAUCAACAAUAUGCUGAUCAUCUUUAUGAACUAAAGGCAAGAGAAAUGGACCAGAGAGCCUGUGAAUUAGCUCAAGCUGAAGAAGACUGCCGUCGUGCAAUCAACAUGGCAACCAAAGAUUUUAAUGAUGCACUUAACAGGGAGAAAAAAACAAAAGAAGAACUUGCAAAACAGCAGGAACAAGAUGACAACUUUACAGAAAUCUCUAAUCAUGUGUUUGGGGAUAUGUUAACAGAAAAUCCCGAUGUUGCCCAGAGUGCAUUUGGAGCUCAYAGAGUCAUUACUGAUAGAUGGAAGGGAAUGAGUCCRGCUCAGCUUGCAGAGAUACGCUACAUACAACAGAAACAGUUGGAAGAAAAAGAGCGACUCAAACAAGAAGAAGAAGAAAAGCACAGAGAAUAUGAAAGACUUCUUCUGACCCAGGCCAAAGCUGGUAUUUUAAUGGAGAGAGAGCUUGAGAGAAAAAGAAAACAACUUGAAAAAGAUCAAGCUUUGGAAAACCUCAGACUUUCAGCUGAACAAAAAGCACAUCAAGAUUAYRUCAACCAAGAAAUCUAYUCAAACCAACCAACAGCAGCUUACUUCAUGCAAUUCAACACUUCAAGUCGAUAAAACUUUUAAAUUUGUACAGAUUUUAUUCACUUAUAUUGAUGUAUAUUUGGUGGUUUGUGAAAUGAAAAAUAAACCAUGUCAAUGGCAA
Molecule: messenger RNA, 1327 nt
Organism: Exaiptasia diaphana
Lineage: Eukaryota; Metazoa; Cnidaria; Anthozoa; Actiniaria; Aiptasiidae
Product: RIB43A-like with coiled-coils protein 2
Exons: 6
Coding region: 100-1239 (379 amino acids)
Source: RefSeq, a predicted model, not a curated record